Messenger RNA from Lachancea meyersii CBS 8951, 1245 nucleotides. The record is from the annotation of a GenBank genome assembly. Lineage: Eukaryota; Fungi; Ascomycota; Saccharomycetes; Saccharomycetales; Saccharomycetaceae.
AUGGACAGGCUCAAUAUACCACCUCCGGUGGUGAAUUGGCUGUUCAAAAUAACUCAAUCUUACUACGACGCCAGAACGACCUUUAGGGAUGCGAUGUACACACUGAGUGAGUUUCGCAAUCUGAAGCCGAGAACUAAGGUCUACACGGACUCACAGGGGAAACCACAGCUGCUGUUGUGCUUAUAUGGGCGGUUCGGAAGCGAACACGUCUCUGUGCCUGUGUUGAUAUGGAUUCCAAGGGAGUAUCCAAUUCUGGCGCCCUACGUUUACGUAGACUUUGACUCGCUUCGAGACGAGGUUCUGGUCCCUGGAAGCACAGUAGACGCGAAUGGGCGCUUUCGAGUGCCUAUGAUGGACACUUGGAGCCCUGAAUCCUGGAAUUUACGGGAGCUGACCUUUUCGCUUGCUUCCUCGAUUAUGGAAGACCCACCUCUCGUGGUAGAAACAGCAUUUGAUCAGAGUCCGCCACUUCCAGAACGCAUUGGGAUGUUAGUGCAGCCUCCAUUGGCCUCACCGUUAAAGCCACCACCUGUGCGAGAAGUGGAACAAUUGACCCGCGACAUUGGAAGCGCGAAGCUCGAAGAUACGGCACCUGUGUUGCCUCCAAAGCCGCCAUCUGCUCUCAAAUCUGCCUCUCCAAUGUCCCAACCUACGCCACCUGCUCGCACACCACAAAGCGUUGAGCAGCAACCAAGUAUUAUGGACCUAGACGCUGUUGAUCAACGAAGUUCUACCUAUGACCACGCUCUGAGUAGUUUGUUUCAACUUAUCACAACUUUGGCGAAAGAAGAUGCACAAAACGUUACAGAAACGCUGCGGACCCGGAUGUUUGCGGCGCAAAAUGCCACAGCUCAGUUUCGAAACAUUUGCGACCAGGAAAGCUCGGCUUUGGAGCAGAGAGAACGUGCCGUUACCGAGAAACGCGACUCACUUGUUAGCGGUAUAAAGCUGAUUGACGCCCAACUAGACAAGGCCCAGCACUACGUUCAAAACUACGGACCCGAGUGUGACUUGUCGUCGAUGCAAACGCCCGACUCUGUGGGUGUGAGUCAACUACGAAACCUCGUGGCGCGAGACCAUGCUGUUUCCGAUACUAUCAACGCGCUGAGUAGGCUUUUUAACCAAAACGCGAUCACUUUGGAUGUGUUUUUACGGAAAGUGCGAGCAUUGGCGCGCGACCAGUUUCUGCUCCGUCUACACAUGAACAAGAUAGUCGAGGGUGUUCAGGAAAAGGGCAAGACUUGA